Oppiella nova is the source of this 1125-nucleotide messenger RNA. NCBI's taxonomy places the organism in Eukaryota, Metazoa, Arthropoda, Arachnida, Sarcoptiformes, Oppiidae. The record is from the annotation of a GenBank genome assembly.
UGCCUACCCUGGAGUUUGGUGUGCAAUGGGCACCGGGACUGUCCUAAUGGCGAGGACGAGGGAAAGGCUUGUUUUAAUAGCAGUAGUGAUUAUUCCUACGACAGAGUAGGUAAAUGCGAUUCUGUACCGGAAUUCACACCAGAAUUACGGCAACAAAUCGCUAGUCUUAAGGGCGAUGUUAACAAAAUCAUUAAUUUUGUUAUGAAUGGCGGCGACAGUGGUGUCACUUAUAAUGAACUGGCCACUUUUGUAGAUAGGUUUGGUCCAAGGCACCUUGGUACUCGUGUUUUAGAGGAUUCCAUUGAUUACGUGGUUGACCUAUUGAACAAAGAGGGUCACGAUGGCGUCCGUACGGAAUCGCUUCCCGUUCCCAUAUGGAGAAGAGGCAGAGAAUGGGCGCAAAUGGUUAGCCCGCGAUUGAAAUCCAUGAACAUCCUGGGCCUGGGUUACAGUGUGGGCACCAAUGGAAAGGUAUUAACCGGUGAAGUGGUUGUCGUGAAGACAUUUGAAGAGUUGAGGGCUCGUGCCCAUGAGGUGCCGGGUAAGUUUGUGGUCUAUAACUUUGUUUAUGAAAGUUAUGCCAAGACUGCUAAGUAUAGGAGAGAGGGGGCCAGUGAGGCGGCCAGGUUUGGGGCUAUCGGUGCGCUGAUCCGUUCAGUGACUCCAUUCUCAAUUGAUUCACCGCAUACCGCAUAUGCCGAAAAUGUGCCCAAAAUACCGGCCGUUAGUAUCACUGUAGAGGACGCCGAGCUGUUCGACCGAAUCACUCAAAGAGGUGAGAAAGUAAAAGUGAGUUUAUAUAUGGAGGCCCAUAUGGAGGGCACCGGUAUGUCCAGGAAUACCAUUAGCGAGAUAACUGGCUAUAAAUAUCCGGAUGAAGCGGUUAUAGUGUCGGGCCAUUUAGACUCGUGGGAUGUGGGACAGGGAGCUAUGGACGAUGGCGGCGGCGCCUUUAUCUCGUGGCGCGCCUUAUCGGUGCUCAAGAAGUUAGGCCUUCAGCUGAAACGGACGGUGCGGUCCAUACUGUGGACCGGCGAGGAGAUGGGUUUCUUUGGGGUUAAGGAUUACGUCAAAGUACGAGAGAGAGAGCACCGCGGUGUUGAACCCAAUCACGACUCCAAACCA